CAAUUCGCAUCAAAUCAAACAGCGCGAAAAGAAGAAAAUUUUGAGGCUCUUCCAACAUGGCGCUCUCCCUAUCUUUCUCAAAACUUCAAAGUCUUCAACUUCCUCUACAAAUCCCCAUCUCCUCCCUCACUUUACACACCUCCAACUCUCUCUCUCUCUCUGCGUCCAAGCUACAGCAAGUAGUCCAAAGCUCGGUACUCUGAGAGCAAUGGCCUCUACCACUGUGGCGGAGCAAGUGAACCGCAGUCGCAUCACCACUCGCGCGGCUGCCAAGAGGAGGGCGAUGGCCACCUUGGCGGAGGAGAACCAGUUGGGUAAUAAGAAGCGCGUGGUGCUUGGAGAUGUUACGAAUUUGGUUAACGUCGUCGUUUCGGGGAACUCCAAACGGGUUGAGCUGCAGAAGCCCCAUUGUGUCACCAAGAAGGAAAAGAGGGCCGAGGCGGCGCGUGAGUUUGAGGAUCCGCAGCUUUGUGGCCCGUACGCUUCCGACAUUUAUGCAUAUCUCCGUCGUAUGGAGGCGGAGCCAAAGAGAAGGCCGUUGCCUGAUUACAUGGAGAAGGUUCAGAAGGAUGCAAAUGCCAAUAUGAGGGCAGUGCUUGUGGAUUGGUUAGUGGAGGUUUCAGAGGAAUACAAGCUCCUUCCGGAAACCCUUCAUCUAUCUGUUUCUUACAUCGAUAGAUUUCUCUCAACGAAUGUUGUCCACAAGCAGAAACUUCAGCUUCUGGGAGUUUCUUCGAUCUUCAUUGCCUCGAAAUAUGAAGAGAUUGAUCCUCGUAAUGUGGAUGAGCUCUGUGACAUAACCGAAAAUACAUACACAAAAGAAGAGGUGAUCAAGAUGGAGGCUGAUAUCCUCAAAUCCCUGAAGUUUGAAAUGGGGAAUCCAACUACUCGUACCUUCUUAAGAAAAUUCACUGAUGUUGCUCAAGAGAGUUACAAAACUCCCAAUUUGCAGUUAGAGUUCUUGGUUGCCUACCUUUCGGAGCUGAGUUUGUUGGAUUAUAAACUUGUCAAAUUCCUGCCUUCUUUGAUAGCUGCAUCAGCUGCUUUUCUGGCAAGAUUUAUGACUCGAACAAAAACACAUCCUUGGUGUCCAGCACUACAACAGUAUACCGGAUAUAAAGCAGCUGAUUUGAAAGAAUGUGUUCUUGCCAUACAUGAGAUGUGCUUGGGAAGAAGAGCAAGAAAUUUGAAUGUUAUUCAAGAGAAAUACAAACAACCUAAGUUCAAAUGUGUGGCACAUAUUCCUUGCCCUCAAGAAAUACCAGUUCAUUUCUUUCAAGAUCUGAAAGCAUGAAGAAUGAUCUUUGAGGCAAGGGCUUGUCCAAUGUGAUAGGAAGAUCUGGCUUUAAGUUGAUUAUGGCGAGCUCAAUGAAAGGGUGGUAAUGUGGCCAAUUGCCAUUCGGUGAGGAUGGGGCAUCAAGUUUGAUCUGCUUUGGUUUUUCAUGAUUGGAUGCUCACUUCCAAAAACCGUUACUCCUGGUUAGCACAUGAUUAAACUUCUUCAUGUUGGACUUCAGACAUGGUGGUUCUAUGCUUGCCAUUCAUUGGAUCAACAGCGAAUAAGCUUUGAUGCAGGGUUAUGGUCGAGCACUGAACCAAAUUAUCUGAAACCAAGGGGACAUUGCACUUCCAACCAAAUGUGGUGCAAUGAUGUGAACAUGGGACCUAAUUGUGGCAAGCCAAGAUUUUCGAGCCACAGGUGGAACAAUGUACAUGAGCAAGAGCAUUGCCCUUGUUAAACUGAAACAGCCAGCCCUUGCCCUUUUCGUUGAUGAAACUAAUUUAAUGAUCUCCCAGUAUUGAGGACAAGAAUGCUCAUUGCUUAUGGUCCCUUUAUAGUUCUAGGUAGAAUUUCAUGGGUACACCUUUGUUCAUGUAAUAAGCUAUGAUGCAAAUUUGAAGUUUGCUGACUUCUGGUAAGUUUGGCUGUAAAUGAGAAUAGAAAAUCAUGAUCUCUUACUCAAGUAUGUUUCCUCAUAAA
This is a messenger RNA of Malus domestica (apple), 1981 nucleotides long. Its product is annotated as putative cyclin-A3-1. Gene Ontology annotation, molecular function: cyclin-dependent protein serine/threonine kinase regulator activity. The record is from RefSeq and is a predicted model, not a curated record. Lineage: Eukaryota; Viridiplantae; Streptophyta; Magnoliopsida; Rosales; Rosaceae. Gene Ontology annotation, biological process: regulation of cyclin-dependent protein serine/threonine kinase activity; mitotic cell cycle phase transition. Gene Ontology annotation, cellular component: nucleus; cytoplasm; cyclin-dependent protein kinase holoenzyme complex.